AUGGCCGCUAAGCCCAAGACGAACCCAUUGAAUGGGAUGCACACCGCUGGUAUCUUCUCCGACAUGAGCGUCGAUGGCCCGGAGAUUGGAACCUUGGUCUUGAUUGUCGACCGAGCCAAGAAUCUACCCAACAGGAAGACGAUUGGGAAGCAGGACCCCUACACUGCCGCGCGCCUGGGGAAGGAGGCUAAGAAGACGACCACAGACGUGCGAGGCGGCCAGACGCCCAAGUGGGACCAAGAACUUCGAUUCACUGUACACGACUCGCCUGAUUACUACCAGCUCAAACUGUCCGUCUUCAACGACGACAAGAAGACGGAGCUGAUCGGAGAGACAUGGAUUGAUCUACGUGACAUUGUGAUGCCUGGCGGUGGCCAGAACGACCAGUGGCAUGGCCUCAACUGCAAAGGGAAAUACGCGGGCGAGAUCCGCAUUGAGAUUACCUACUACGAUACCAGACCGAAGCCUGAGAAGGCCGCCGCAAGGCCAAAGCCCGUCGCUGCCACCCCUGACCAAGACGGCGCUGCUGGCUCGCAACGAACUCCCGUGAAGAGGCGUCCCCUGCCGACCAACCCAGGGUCCCACGAGGAAGUGCCUGCUCCAAGUGCCAGACCAGAGCAUGCACAGACACCUCCAAGGCCCCAGCCGAAUCCGCCCGGGGCCACCUUCAUACCCAAGCAGUCCCCUCUUCAGGCCUUGGAGUACCACACGCCGCCUUCUGCCCGGUUCAGCCAGCAGGAGCAGUUUGUAGCAUCGGAUCAAGGCAUUCGAUACGCAACACCUCCCUCGCACAGAGACGACCCUCAGCACCAUCGCUCGGUCGACAGGAGCGAAAAGUUCAUUGCCCUGGAGGAUGAUCGUCGGUACAGCCAGGAUCAGUAUUCUCGAUCGUCGGAGCACGACCAGAGGAGUGUUCAACAUCAUGGCCAGCCUAGCUAUGACCAGCAUUCGCCAUCUGUCCUUGGACCCCGACAACCAAUGCAGCAGCCCGUCCAGGAUGAGGACCGUCCGCCUCCGCCACCAGUCCACAGAGUUAGGAACAACAGCGGCGCCUCUUACGAUAUGGCCAGGGGAAUCGAGCCUUCUCCCCAACACAAAGGGGCACCAUCAACACCCAUGAGGCACGACGUGUUGAGGAGUGAAGCGCACCGCCAUUCCGUGCAGGCCGUGCCCUCUCCUGCUUCAUCCUCCCACUACCCUGGGCGGCCCAUAUAUCGGCCCUAUGACUCGGCGCCGGACAUGGCCAAGCAGUUGACAUAUGAGGACCCUAGCCAUCCGUCGCCACCCCGACACCACUCUUACGACUCGCCCUAUGAUCAUCAACAGCGCUCUAUGCAGCCCACGGUGGAAGACGUUCCCGAGUCCUGGACUCCACCUACUACCCGCCGGCUGAGUUCCCGCCAGGAGCAACACGACGAGUUACACUACGGCUCCGUGCCUAGCCCUGCUCCAUUGAACAUCAGCGGCCGAGGUAGCGCGGCGUCAGGCCAAUUCACGACCCCGUCACCAGUGCAGGCGCAAAGACAAUACGGAGCACAUGCUUUCACAGCUUCUCCGUCUCCAGUGGCUUCCAGGGAUCAUCACCAUGAUAGCCACCCUAUACAUACAUAUUCCAACUCAUACGGCUCCAACUCAGACCCAUAUUCUGGGCCCCAGAAUAUUCCGGAUGGAACCAUGGUUCAUCGAUCUCAUAACUUCGACAUCCCCCCGGUGCCACCCACCCUUGUACCCGGAGUUGAUCCCAUCCUGUCGCAGGAGAUAUCAGAUCGCUUCCAUGAGGAUAGGAGGCAUGAGCGUCGCUAUACCCAGCCCGCGCCUAUGGCCACGCCAGCUCGAGGAAGGCAGCACAGCGAGCCGCCAGCAAACUACGGUGCUCAGCCUUCACCUCAUGGACACCACCAUUCCCAAUCGAGGGGUUACGGAGUUUCGUACUCGAGCGGCCCAACGACACCAUCGGGUCCGGCCCCUAUGGCUAACCCGCGGAGGCAUUCGCCCAGCCCGAAUCCAACCCACACCAUCAAGAGGAAGUCGGUCAGCCCUGCCCCGCCACAAGAAGGCCGUCGGUUAUCGGGAGUCCCCUUCGGACCGGACUCGUAUGAUGAGUUGAACCCUUCGGUUGUAUCAGCGAAGGAGGAAACCAAAGGCUCCGAGUACACAAAUGCAUAUGGCAAAAUCGUCACUGCCGAUGGACGAGAAGUUGACCCAUCUGACCACCUUCCCAUGGACACCUGGGCACCCGAGCCAGAGCCCAAACAGCCGAAGCAGGCCGAGGCCAGUUCUCGACCUUCGCCUGCGGGCGCACAGCCGAUGCCACCCUCUGGCCGUCGACAGAUCCGGAUCACGGCUAGACCAAAAUCCAUGGCUGCGGUUCCGGCAGCGUACAUCACACCAGAUGUAGACUCGUCACCGCCACAGAGCACGGGUCGCAAUCGGUUGCAGAAGAAGAACCACAGGGUAUCGGCUUUGCCAGCACCGGCUCCACCGGCCACACACCCACUUGGGCCUGCGACUGCUCAUCAGCGCAACAGCACACCGCCCAGGGCGUUGGUCCGGGCUGGUACGUUCGAUUAUGAGAACUAUGCGGUCCCUUACGGAGAAUCUGGUGUGCCACGCGGUUCAUUUGGCAGCGGCCCGCCCAUUCCUGCCAAGGUCCCUCUCAUGAGCGGCGGGCUCGGACCUUCAGGCGGCGGCGGCGGCCCUGACGAGUGGGCGCUUGUGGAUGAAAUGAGCCGCAUUGACAUCGGCACCGGGCGAUCAAGACGGCACGGUGGGUAUUAG
This is a messenger RNA of Neoarthrinium moseri, 2778 nucleotides long. RefSeq lists its product as uncharacterized. Bases 1 to 2778 code for a protein of 925 amino acids. The transcript is spliced from 2 exons. NCBI's taxonomy places the organism in Eukaryota, Fungi, Ascomycota, Sordariomycetes, Amphisphaeriales, Apiosporaceae. The record is from RefSeq and is a predicted model, not a curated record.